This is a messenger RNA of Blepharisma stoltei, 604 nucleotides long. The record is from the annotation of a GenBank genome assembly. NCBI's taxonomy places the organism in Eukaryota, Ciliophora, Heterotrichea, Heterotrichida, Blepharismidae.
AUGUCGAUUAUAGACGCUGUGAGUUGUAUGCUCGAAAUUUAUCUCGACCAAACAGCCCUAAGCAGCUACUCCAAAACAUUUUUCCAUUCCAAAAAAAUCCCCAGGAUUCCUAUCGGCAGCUAUCUCAAUAGGCUUAAACAAUAUAUGAAAUGCUCAGAAGAAUGCUACGUUUUAGCCCUUAUUUAUAUAGAUAGAAUUUCUACCAAACACAAUAGCUUUGUAGUGAACUCUUUGUGCAUCCAUAGGCUGAUUUUAGCCGCAGUUAUGUUAUCAGCGAAGUUUUCAGAAGAUAAAUUUUACAAAAAUUCAUAUAAAUUAUUGUAGUUUGAGAAUUUUAAAUCUGUUUAAUCUGUAAAAAGCUGUUAAAUUCUAUUAAAUAGUAUACUACGCUAAAGUAGGAGGAAUUUCUUGUACAGAGAUGAAUAGCUUAGAGCAUCAAUUUUUGAUUAUGAUUGAGUUUGACCUGUAUGUCUCUGAGAAGGAGUUUCAAUUGUAUUUAUCAACACUUAUCAAUAAUUUUGGUAUAAGCCAGAAUGAGGUUGAAGAUGAUGUAAAUAAAAAUCAUCAGGAAAUAGUCCAAGAAGAGUUGAUAGCAAAAGUAUAG